AUGGCCACCAAAGAGUAUCCAUCAUUGUGGGGCUUCGGGACAACAAAAACAUUUAAAAUUCCUGUCGAACAUUUGGAUUUCAAGUAUAUUGAAAAAUGUUCAGAUGUUAAACACUUGGAAAAAAUUCUUUGUGUGCUCAGGUCUGGUGAGGAAGGAUACUAUCCUGAACUUACUGAAUUUUGUGAAAAGCACCUUUCAGGCUUGGCUCCUGGAAGUAGAGCUUUGAGGAAAGAUAAACCUGCGGCAACAGCAUCCAGUUUUACAGCAGAAGAAUGGGAAAAAAUUGACGGUGACAUAAAGAGUUGGGUAUCAGAAAUUAAAAAAGAAGAUGAUAAAAUACACUUUCAUGAAACUGAAACAUUUCCAGCAGUGGAAGAUAAUUUGCCUCCAGUUCGUGGUUCAAACAGCCAUCUUCAUGUUGCCAAGGAAAAGAAUUCUAAAAGUAGACCAGCUAAAAAGAAAAUUCCAAGAGAUUAUGCAGAGUGGGAUAAAUUUGAUGUGGAAAAAGAAUGUGCAAAACUUGAUGAAGAUAAAGAAAGAACUGUAAUAAACAACAAAUCACAUUUGUCUAAAAUAGAGACAAGACUAGAUACAGCAGGUCUGACUGAAAAGGAAAAGGAUCUUCUGGCUACUCGUGAAAAGGAAAAAGGAAAUGAAGCUUUUAAGUCAGGAGAUUAUGAAGAAGCUGUAAAGUACUAUACUCGGAGUUUGUCUGUGCUUCCCACCGUAGCAGCUUACAACAAUCGCGCUCAAGCAGAACUCAAACUGCAGAACUGGAACAGUGCUUUUCAGGACUGUGAAAAGGUCUUGGAGUUAGAACCUGGGAACUUAAAGGCUCUUCUGCGCCGUGCCACCACAUAUAAGCAUCAAAACAAGCUCCAGGAAGCUAUGGAAGACUUGAAUAAAGUACUGGCUGUUGAACCUGAUAAUGAAUUGGCCAAAAAAACCUUGUCAGAGGUUGAAAGAGAUCUGAAAAAUUCUGAACCUGCAUCUAAGACUCAAACCAAGGGGAAAAGGAUGGUUAUUCAGGAAGUAGAAAACUCAGAAGAUGAAGAUGAAAAGGGCAGUGGAAUAAAACAUGAAGAUGGCAAUGGAGAUAAGAAGGCCGCGGAGCCGGCGGGAGCCGGGCGCGCCGCCGAGCCGCGCGCCAUGGGCAACAUCCAGAAGAAGCUGACGCGCAGGAGCGAGGGCGGCAAGCGGCCGGAGAAGGGCACGCCGCGGCGGGGCCGGGCGCCGGGAGCCGGCGCGGACAAGCGGGACCGACCGCGGGCCCCGGCCCCGGCGGGCGGCGCCAAUGGGCAGCCGGGAGGCGGGCGGGGCGCCGGGGAGCCCGCGGCCGGCGCGUCCCCGGGAGCCGACGCGCCCCCGCCCGCGCCCGCCGCCCCGGUGGGCCCCGCCGCCCUGAAGAGCCAGGGCAACGAGCUCUUUCAGAAUGGGCAGUUCUCCGAGGCGGCGCUCAAAUACUCGGCGGCGAUCACGCAGCUGGAGCCCGCAGGAAGUGGAAGUGCAGCCGAUCUAAGUAUCUUAUAUUCAAAUAGAGCAGCAUGUUACCUCAAAGACGGAAACUGCAGUGGCUGUAUUCAGGAUUGUAACAGGGCCCUGGAACUUCAUCCAUUCUCCAUCAAGCCUCUUCUUCGACGUGCAAUGGCCUAUGAAACUGUAGAGCAGUAUCAGAAAGCUUACGUGGAUUAUAAAACAGUGUUGCAAAUAGACUGUGGAAUCCAGAUAGCAAAUGACAGUAUUAACAGGAUAACAAAGAUUUUGAUCGCUCUGGAUGGCCCAAACUGGCGGGAGAAGCUGCCACCCAUUCCUUCUGUGCCCACCUCCGCACAAGUGCGGGCUUGGCGGCCUGCGGCAGAGACGCCCCCAGACCAAGUGGGAGAUUCCUGCCGCCAUCCCCAGCCGGGCACACCAGAUGAAAAAGUAUUUAAAACCCUUAAAGAAGAAGGAAAUCAAUGUGUAAAAGACAAAAACUAUAAAGAUGCCCUUAGUAAAUACAGUGAAUGCUUAAAGAUUAACAACAAGGAAUGUGCCAUUUAUACAAACAGAGCCCUCUGUUGCUUGAAGCUGGGCCAGUUUGAAGAGGCAAAGCAGGACUGUGACCAGGCCCUUCGGAUGGACCACAGGAGUGUGAAAGCUUACUAUAGGCGAGCCCUUGCCCACAAAGGGCUCAAGAAUUAUCAGAAAAGUUUAAAUGAUCUCAAUAAAGUUCUCCUACUAGACCCAAGUAUUGUUGAGGCAAAAAUGGAACUGGAAGAGGUAACCAGAAUCCUUAAUAUUAAGGACAAUACAGCAUCAUUCAACAAAGAAAAGGAGAGAAGGAAAAUUGAGAUUCAAGAGGUGAGUGAAGGCCAUCAGGAAGAGUCUGAGAGGACCUUGAAGGAAGCCCCCACGGACGACGGCCUUGCUUCUGAGAAGAGGGACACCAGUAAUGGGCCACAAGAACUCUAUGAGAAACUGCUGAUCUCCAGGCCUAACAAUGCCUACGAAUUUGGUCAGGUUAUAAAUGCCAUCAGUACGAGGAAAGAUCAAGGAGCCUGUGCACACCUGCUAGCCAUCACUGAACCCAAAGAUUUGCCAGUGUUGUUGAGUAACAAACUUGAAGGGGACACGUUCCUCCUCCUCCUCCAGUCUCUGAAAAGUCAUCUUAUUGAUAAAGAUCCCUCCUUGGUGUAUCAGCAUCUUUUAUAUCUGAGCAAAGCAGAAAGGUUUAAGAUGAUGUUGACACUAAUUAGCAAAGACCAAAAGGAGCAGAUUAAGUGGCUCUUUGAUGACCUCUCAGAUGCACCAAACAAACACUUUACUUUAGAAGAUGUACAGGCCCUCAAAAGGCACUAUGAUGUUUAA
Molecule: messenger RNA, 2847 nt
Organism: Rangifer tarandus platyrhynchus (Svalbard reindeer)
Lineage: Eukaryota; Metazoa; Chordata; Mammalia; Artiodactyla; Cervidae
Source: the annotation of a GenBank genome assembly